UGUUUCUUGGUGAUCCAUCGAGCGAACAGAACCCGCACUCUCACGCGCCCUGCAUUGACGAACGAGCGCAGAUGCCUUGGCGGAUGUGGUCGCCCAACCAAAGAAAGGCCCUCCGUCACCAAGCUUCAGCCGUUCGCCGACGCGGACACUGUAUUGGUCACGGCCCAGACCUGCCGCCGUGUGCAGGAGCUGCUGCUGCUGUGCGACGUGCCCACCGCCUGUGUCUGACCUGCACUUCGUCACAAUCGGGAUAAAACAGUUCUAGGCACGACAGCAGCACGUUCUAGGUCCACAUGAAGUACGAAGUAGCAGCGGCCAUUUUUGACCACGAUUAUUAGGUUGCUACGCCGCAGCUGAGGAGUGCCCUGUUUUUGUUUUUCUCCCCUUGUUCCCUGCGAGCCAGCCCGCCGUGCCUGGCUGGCUUGAUAUGACGGCCGGUCAACGGGUCCCCGCUUGAAAGAGGUUCAUUUCCUCUUUCCGAGAUCUAAUUCUGGCUGAUGAAUCAGAGAGGGACGUCGGGCCCAGAGCUCGGGCCUUGGGCACGGCACCCCGUCGACAGCAAAAGUCAUCGGCCAAUGCGUCCCGUCCCUCAUCUCACUCUCUCCUUGCUCGUGACAGCUCAAAUUGCUGUCGAUGAUUUGAAUGUCUUGGUCUAGCACUGCGGCACGUUCCGUGUCUUGGGCUCUUGGGCCACCGAACCAGCAUCAAUAGUCUGUGACGACGUGCGGGCUGCUUGCUGAUGCUGCGAGGGAGGAAGCGCCAGCGACCAGCAUCACCGAUGCUGGCGUGCGUGGAUUUGACUCUGGGAGUGAGUAACUAGCAGUACGCACUUGUUGGAUGUUGGGAUGCCGUUGGGUUGGACGGCAAACGGCGUCGCCGCUGGCCGGGUAGGCCAUCUGGCGGCGUGGCGGCGCGGCCGGGCUGCUUGCUGACCGCCACGGCGACCGUGGAGCAGCACACAACAAAUCCCUCCUACGCGGACGGUCCACGGGCGGCGAGUGCCUCGGCCGGCACGCCGUGGGAUCCGCCGCCAGUCCCGUGAUUUACGGGCCGUCGCGCCCACGAUGCCGCGGCGUGGCUGCGAACCGAAGGAUGGAACUCUCCGGCGCCGCAUCCCAAAGAACUCUUCUAUCCCGGCAUUGAGUUUUGACCCAUUGAGAGCAUGCUCCAGCUCGCUCGGUUUGGCCUGUCGGAAGCCUCGGCCGCGGGUUCACUUCACCAAGCGGGGCUGACUAAUGUCGUCAUUGAUGCUUGGCAUAUGUAUACUGUAUGUAUAUGCUUUGGAACUGCCGAGCUCGUCGAGCUUCACGGCGCAACGACGAAAAGGUCACACACGCAACGCAUUGCAGAGUGAAUGAGAUCAUAGCCACAGACUCACCGCCCCCCCCCAUACCAUUCGACACACUCGCAGACAUGGCGACGAUGAAGGCAAUUGACAUCAAGGGCGGCAAGGGCGAGCGCGAUGCGCUCUUCAUGAACGCCGAGACGCCUCGGCCGACGCCCGGCCAGGGCCAGGCGCUCGUCAAGAUCAAGGCCUUCGGCAUCAACCGCAUGGACAUCAUCCAGCGGCGCGGCAACUACCCACUGCCGCCGCAGGCGCCCAAGACGCUCGGCGUCGAGUUCAGCGGCGUCGUCGAGGCCUUCGGCCCAGGCGAGCACGGCGUCUUCCGGCAGGGCGACGAGGUUCUCGGCCUGGCAUACGGCGGCGCCUACGCCGAGUACAUCGCCGUCAGCUCCAAGAUGCUCAUCCACAAGCCCCAUGCCCUGAGCUGGGAGCAGGCGGCCGCCGUGCCCGAGACGUGGAUCACUGCCACCCAGGCCCUGCACAAGGUGCUGGGCUUCGCGCGCGGCAAGUCGAUCCUCUGGCACGCCGGCGCCUCGGGCGUCUCCAUCGCCGGCAUCCAGCUGUCCCGCCUGGCGGGCGCGUCGGCCAUCUAUGCCACGGCCGGCACAGACGACAAGUGCCGCUUCAUCACGGACACGCUCGGCGCCACCGCCGCCUUCAACUACAAGACGGGCAACUGGGCCGACGGCAUCAAGGAGGCCACCAGCGGGAAGGGCGUCGACUUCAUCGUCGAUUUCGUCGGCGGCAGCUACUUUCAGCAGAACCAGGACGCCGCCGCGCGCGACUGCCGCAUCGUUCUGCUCGGCACCCUGGGCGGUGGCAAGGUUCCCGACGCCGACAUCUCGCAGAUUCUCUUCAAGCGCAUCCGCAUCGAGGGGUCGACGCUGCGCAGCCGCGACGAGGACUACCAGGGCGAGCUGCGAGACAAGCUCGAGACGUACCUACCUGACUUCGAGUCCGGCAAGCUUAAGAUCAUCCUCGACAAGGUGUUGCCAUGGGACCAGAUACAGGAGGCACACAAGUACAUGGAGGAAGCCAAGAACUCGGGAAAGAUUGUCUGCACCGUUUCCUGAACGGUAGGUGUGCGCAACACCUGUGGUAUCUUUUCGGCCCAAGGGCGAUGAUGAACGAUAACAUGAAACGAAUCAAUCAUGAAAACCAUCGUUACGUUAUGCAACGUUGCUCCCUCCCGUCAAUAGCC
Messenger RNA from Purpureocillium takamizusanense, 2546 nucleotides. RefSeq lists its product as uncharacterized. Gene Ontology annotation, molecular function: oxidoreductase activity. The transcript is spliced from 2 exons. The record is from RefSeq and is a predicted model, not a curated record. Bases 1270 to 2418 code for a protein of 382 amino acids. Lineage: Eukaryota; Fungi; Ascomycota; Sordariomycetes; Hypocreales; Ophiocordycipitaceae.